AUGGCGGAGAGUGAGUUUGCGGCGCGGGUGCAUCCGGCGGUGCUGCGGCUGGGGUUAAGCUACGCGGACGGCAGCAUCACGGGAGGGAACGCGCGCUGCGUCGCCCUGCUCGCCACCCUGCGCACCGUGCUGCAGGAUUACGCGACUCCGGAGGGCAAGGUGUUGUCGCGCGACCUGACGCAUGUGCUAAACACGGCCAUCCAGUUCCUGGUGGAGUGCCGCCCGCUCUCCGUCUCCAUGGGCAACGCCAUCAAGUACCUCAAGCUCCAGGCAAAGCCCCAGCCUCUCUCUCUUUACCUCUACGAGGCCAAGGCUCACCUCAUCGAGAAGCUAGACACCUACGUGCAGGAGAAGAUAGUAUUUGCUGGGGACAUGCUGGCGAGCAACGCCAUUGCCAAGAUAGAGGAUGGUGACGUCAUCCUCACCUACGCCAGCUCAUCCAUCGUCUUUGACAUCCUCGUCAAGGCACACCAGGCGGGGAAGCAGUUCCGGGUGGUGCUGGCGGACGCGCGGCCGCAGCUGGAGGGGCAGGCUCCGCUCAAGCGCCUGAUCAAGCGCGGCAUCCCCACCACCUACAUCCUCCUCAACUCCCUCUCCUGCCUCAUCUCCGAGGUCAGCAAGGUGUUUCUGGGCGCGUCGGCGGUCCUGAGCAACGGCACCGUCAUUUCGCGCGUCGGCUCCGCAGCUGUUGCCAUGCUGGCGGCUUCCCGGGAGCUGCCGGUGAUGGUGUGCUGCGAGACGUACAAGUUUCACGAGCGGGUGCAGCUGGACUCCAUCACAUCGAAUGAGCUGGGCGACCCAGACGCCCUCGUAGACGUGCCCUUCCGCCCAGAAGCCUCCGCCCUGCGCGACUGGCGUUCCCUCCCGCGCCUCGGCCUGCUGAACCUGGUGUAUGACGCCAUGCCAGCAGACUUUGUGACGCUGAUUGUCACGGAGUUUGGGUUGAUCCCUCCCACCUCUGUCCCUGUCAUCCUAAGGGAGUACAGGCAGGACCCUGUCAUGUGAUAGGCUGCCCUCGAUUGAUGCCAUAGGAUUUCUCAGUGGAUCGCGUUGAUGUCUCUGCCAUUGUCUCAGUCUCCGAGCAAGGGCCAAUGUGGGUAUGGUAUGCAAUGGAAUCAAUCACGUCAAUGAAGUGGGGAAACAGCCAAGUGCAGUGCACACUACUAAUGUAAGGAACUAAACAGAACAAGAAA
This is a messenger RNA of Coccomyxa subellipsoidea C-169, 1193 nucleotides long. RefSeq names its product translation initiation factor. The record is from RefSeq and is a predicted model, not a curated record. NCBI's taxonomy places the organism in Eukaryota, Viridiplantae, Chlorophyta, Trebouxiophyceae, Coccomyxaceae. The transcript is spliced from 8 exons. The coding region runs from base 1 to 1005 and encodes 334 amino acids.